Molecule: messenger RNA, 2268 nt
Organism: Lentinula edodes (shiitake mushroom)
Lineage: Eukaryota; Fungi; Basidiomycota; Agaricomycetes; Agaricales; Omphalotaceae
Exons: 4
Source: RefSeq, a predicted model, not a curated record
AUAGCUGCUCUAAUAAUAUAUAUCAAAUUUCAGACACCUGUCCGUCAGAUGCGAGUCAUUCUGGCGUUGUUACGCUGUAUCGUCAGAGCAUUGAAGAAAAGAAGCGAAUCUCAUCCACCGUCGCAGAUUCCUUCGCGGAUUCCAAAGGAUAUUCACACCAUCGUCGAUUGCUAUGACCUUGAUCCCACCUUGCACGCCUUCGUAGCAUGCCCAAAUUGUUAUGCACUGUCUCCUCUGACAGACCAAGAACUCAAAACCGCGGAGAGUCUCCACCAAGCAAACCAACCUCUUCCUGUGUGCGACGAGAAGUCUCAUCCAGACUCAGUACCGUGUGGAACUACUCUGUGGAGAACCCGCCGUAUUGAUCGACGAACGUUUGUUACUCCUAUACGAAAACAGGUGUUUCAGGAUUUGAAGGAAUGGAUUGGAAGAAUUUUGGCUACUCCGGGAAUCGAAGAUGCGAUAGCUCAACAUCAACAGAGUCCGUCUCCUGCAGAUGGUGAUCCAGAAAGAGAUUUUGUGGAUUCCAAAACGUUCCGUCAAUUCAAGGGCGCGGAUGGCCAGCCAUAUGCAAUACCUCAGACGGGCCCUUCUGGAUCGCCGGACCUGCGACUCAUGACAAGCCUUGGCUUUGAUGCUUUCAAUCCGUUCCACUCCAAAACGGCACAUGCUAUCAACAUGUUUCUACUCACUGUCAUGACCGGAAAACCUAGCCAGCAUCAGAUAAACUUCACUCUACGCAAGCUGGUGAAGCAACUACUUCCUUUUUGGGAAGGAGUAUUCUACGUACGCACCGCGCGCUAUUUUCUGGGGCGAAGAGUCUUCAUAGCGCUCAUUCCUGCCGUAUGUGACACCGAAGGCGCACAUCAGCUUUCGGGAUUUGCUUCACAUAGCCAUACAUACUUCUGCCGACGAUGCCUAUUACAAAUUGGCGACAUUCACAACCUUGUUCCCGAAACAUGGCUAAUGCGGGACUCUGCUCAGCAUAGAGAGUUAGCUCUAAAAUGGAAAGAGGCCUCAACGGAAGAAGAACGCCAGAAAAUUUAUGACGAGUAUGGUAUCCGGUGGUCGGAGCUCUUAGAGCUACCGUACUGGGAUCCCGUUCUUUUCACCAUCAUCGACGACAUGCAUUUUGCGCAACUCGGCCUGUUCGAAACUCAUCUCCGUGACAUAUGGCAAAUUGACCACAAAAGUGUCGGCGGUGAUGGUCUUUAUCCAGAAGUUAAAGACCAAUGGAAACUGUGCAAUGCCAGUUUGCGCAAUCUCCUGAACGAAAUCCGGGAAAAUCGACCAUCCUUACAGACUCGCUUGCAGGAACAAAAGAAAAGAACCCUGUGGUAUGUUUGCUUUAAGCUCGGGUUACGUACAGGGGUUCGCAAGAAGAAAUCUUUGGUAGACCAGAUUUUGACAUGGUACAGGGACAGUCCCCUGAAACAGUCCCUACCCCGCCAUGUUAUUGGUAAGGACCUGCUGGAGGAGAUUUGGGCGGAUAUGAAACGAACUGUUUUGCCUACUUGGAUUCAAUCACCGCCUCCAAAUUGGGGUACUCCUGCACAAGGCAAGCUUAGCGCUGAUGAGUAUAAGGUCGUAUGCUCAAUCUCACUGGUCAUUACACUGAUCCGGGUAUGGGGAUACGGAACCGAAGAUCCUCAGUCCCGUCGCUUCCAGAUGCUGUUGAACUAUCUGGACCUUGUUCAUGCAAUCCAUGUCCUUUUGCUCCGUGAAACAUCUCGGAAGUCAAGGGACUAUUACAGAGCUCAUAUUCAGAGAUAUUUAGAGACUGUCCUGGUGUUAUAUCCCGAUUUCACACUGAAACCAAACCACCACUUCUCACUCCAUGUUCUCACUGACCUGGAAACCAUGGGCCCAGGUCAUGCUCGGAGUACGCCAGUGUUUGAGCGAAUCAACCAUUCCUUACAGGAACUUAAUGCGAACCAACAUUUAGGUGAAAUUGAAGCUACCAUGUUGACCGCCUAUUGCCGGCAAGCUAACCUGCAAGUGAUCUUGAAUCACAAUGCCGAUGUACGACAAGACAUCGAUGAAGCUAUUGAAGCUCUGAAAAACAUCGAACGUGAGGAUCAUCGCGGUAUGUUCCCUGGAACGGACCACUCGGUUUGGUCAAGCACUGAGUUCAAAGCAACUGCCUUUUGGAUCAGACAUUCCACUCUGGAUCGUAUCACACAUUACCUAUGUGGGAUAUAUGACCUACCUCACUCUCAUUGGAGUUCCAAACUCACUCGCCAGGCUGUAAGACCUGGGUCAAAAUAG